AUGCCAGAGGACAACUUCCAUGAAACCAAUAAUGGCAACCUCGAAUUCAACAUAUAUCUUCCCAACGUCUCAUUUGCAAGGUUAACCAUUGUUGCCUGCUUUAUCGCGAUCUCCUUGUACAAUUCCAUCGAACUCAUUGUCCUAUGUUUCAUCACGUUUAAGAAGUACAACAGUUGUUAUUUCUGGUCCCUUCUCAUCGCAUCAAUAAGCAUCAUUCUGUUUGCUUUGGGCUAUCUCGUCACCAUAUUUCGCCUUGGGGUGACCUAUGCGGGCAUUGCGGUAGAGACAGUAGGAUGGUAUGGUCUCGUGGUCGGCCAUUCGAUGGUUCUUUGGUCCCGACUUCAUCUAAUUGUCCAUAACCAAUGGAUAAUACAAGGAACCCUUGCCAUGGUCAUUGUUUGUGCAAUUAUAUUUCUUAUCCCUGCCACUGUCUUCGAAUUUGGCGUCCAUUCCAACGACAGCAAGAAAUUCAAUACCGGAUUCAAUGUGUUCGAACGAAUACAGUUGGUGGGACUUUCGGUGCAAGAGAUCAUUUUGUCGGUUAUAUAUUCCUGGGAGGCUAUCCGGUUGUUGAAACUACGACCGAGGGGCCAUUAUCACGGCAUUUUGGUCCAGCUUCUGGUUAUCAACUUGACCAUGGUUUGCAUGGACGCGGCUAUUAUUGGGUCUCAGUACGCUGGAUACUUUAUCAUCCACGUCACUCUCAAAGCAAUGGCCUACAGCAUCAAGCUGAAAAUGGAAUACACUAUCCUGGGAAGACUAGUUUAUUUGUCUUCGACAUGA
Messenger RNA from Aspergillus ruber CBS 135680, 783 nucleotides. RefSeq lists its product as uncharacterized. Lineage: Eukaryota; Fungi; Ascomycota; Eurotiomycetes; Eurotiales; Aspergillaceae. The transcript has a single exon. Bases 1 to 783 code for a protein of 260 amino acids. The record is from RefSeq and is a predicted model, not a curated record.